UCAUGCGAGGGGAGCUAAAUUCUCGAUGUGCUGAUGGUCUCAUGAAUCGUGUAGGUUUAAGCAAAGGUGAUAUUACGCCCGGAACACCUUCUAAUCCAAGUCUAGUUCGACAGCCACCUAGUUACCAACGUAUGCACAGUAAUGAUUCAGGAAGCGGAAAAGGUUCUGACAAAGAUACAAAUGGCAACUCAGGGUUGACCAGAGAUUGACUAGAUGGUCCAUUUGCCUCGGUUACACCUACUCCACUGCCCAGUUCUUACUUACAGAUUCUGUAAGGCAAACAGUCCGUCCCGUAACUGGAUAAUCAAUUCCAACAAAUUUCCGAGGGGGUUACCUCCGCUUUAUCCUUACAUACGAAGAGGAUCAAAUACUCCCAUCUCAUCCUUGGCGUUGAUUAGCAACCCUCCAACCCCUAGUAGAUCUCGAAGUCUUGAUGGUCUCUUCGAUUCAGAACCUACUAUAGCAGCUUCACAAGCAUCUACUGAUGAACCGACUCCGUCCCAAACAGCAAAAAGUUGUGAUGACAUAGAAAAAGAAUUUAGUGACGAAAAUAAAUUAGAGACUGACACAUGUAAUUUAAAAAAGUCUACUAAGGCGCAUAGCGUGUACAAUCGCUUGGAUUAUUCCAUAGACAAUAGUGAUAUUGACAAAUCUUCGAUAUAUAGUAAUUCGAGUGAUUCUAAACGAAAAAGAAAUUUUAUGGACAGGUGUGUAAAUAAAGUGCGAUCUCUAAUUAAGAAGUAAUAUUGCCUCUAGCUUGAUAUUAUGUUAUAUUGUUUCAUGAUAAACAGAAUGCUGAUAGGUGAUAUUGUUAUUUUAUUUAUUUCAUUUUAAAUAUUCUAUGGCAACUAAAUUACUUAGUACAAAAUAUGUGCUUUUAUACAAAAUUUGUAUAAUGUAAACUGUGUGAUUAUCGAGCAGCCUUUUAAAAGUUGUUGUGGCCUAUUUUGGACACAUUUUAAAAUUAUUUAUAAGUGUUGUCAAAUAUAUAGAUUUAAAAAGAUAUUUUAUAUUGUGAUUUGGCAUUACUUAUAUUUUAUUAUUUUAAUGUGUUUUAAUAUGUAUAUUGUAUAAUUUUAAAAAGUAAUUUAAUUGCACCAAAGCUUGCUUAGUUUACAUUAAGCAAGGCCAGUAGGUAUUAAUAUAUAUUACUUAUAAAGCAUCAUUUGUAAUAUAUUACUUUGGUGUGAAUUUUACAAAUGGUGUAUUUUUUGUUUAAAUUUAUUAGUCAUUUAAUAUUUUAUAGAUAAAUAAUUGUUUUUUAUUCAUGUUACAUUUAAAAAUAUAUUUUAUUAAGA
Messenger RNA from Anoplophora glabripennis (Asian longhorned beetle), 1298 nucleotides. RefSeq lists its product as uncharacterized. NCBI's taxonomy places the organism in Eukaryota, Metazoa, Arthropoda, Insecta, Coleoptera, Cerambycidae. The record is from RefSeq and is a predicted model, not a curated record. The coding region runs from base 214 to 744 and encodes 176 amino acids. The transcript has 2 exons.